Molecule: messenger RNA, 1372 nt
Organism: Frankliniella occidentalis (western flower thrips)
Lineage: Eukaryota; Metazoa; Arthropoda; Insecta; Thysanoptera; Thripidae
Product: acetylcholinesterase-like
Exons: 6
Coding region: 202-1128 (308 amino acids)
Source: RefSeq, a predicted model, not a curated record
GACGAGCAGUACCUGCCGGCCGACCCCCGCGACCCCCGGGCCUUCCACCAGGUCCCCGUCAUCGCGGGGGUGGCCGACCAGGACGGCACCCUGACUCUGUCCGAGCAGCGUGACCUGUCCCGUCAGAGCUACGCGCAGCUGCGGUACUUCAUCCUGCAGGCCGCCAUCCCGGCGGUGGCGAAGCGCCACGGCUUCACCUCCAUGCCGACCCGCUGGCCGCCCCCACCGCCCGGCGGUGACCCGGGCGACGACGAGCUCGCGGACGGCACCAACGACCUGCCGCCGGCGUUCCGGCUCGGGCCGCCGGCCCUCGAGGUCCCCGUCGACGCCUCCAUCCAGUCGCUGCUCGAGUGGCGCUACGUGAGCGGGGCGGCCCCUGGGGACACGGGCGCGCUGCUGGCGGGGCUCCUGCAGAUGUACACAGACGCCCAGUUCAAGGCGCCGCACGCCUUGCAGCUACGGCUGCUGGCCUCCCGGACGGCGCAGCUGUUUGCCUACCGCUUCGAUCAGCCGGGCCCCGACCUGCUGGGCUCCGGCUACCCCGGUGCCGGGUUUGGGUCCGAGCUAGUGCUACUGCUGGGUCCCACAACCACCCGCCAGCUGGCCGGUCGCAGAUUCACUGCGCAGGAGGAGCGCCUCGCGGCCUACGUCAAGAGGAUGUGGGUUGACUUCGCCAGGACAGGGAACCCCACCCCGGGCGCGCGCGGCUACGGCGUCUCCUGGCGGCGCUACACCGAGGCGGACCAGGGCUUCCUGUCGCUGGUGGCUGACGGCACUCAGCCCAUGCCGAUGCGCUCCUACUCGCACGAGGCGCUCCUGGGGGCGGCGCCGGCCGGGCCGGGGGCGCGGGAGCUGCAGGCGGAGGCGGCCGCGGGCGGCGGCGGGGACGCGAGGGCGGCGCACCUGUGGAACACCUUCCUGCCCCGCCUGCACAACGAGAGCAUCGGCAGGAGGGUGGCGGGCUGGGCGGCCUCCAGGGAGGCGCCGCUCACCAACGCACAGCCGUUUCGCUCCGCCAUGUUCACGCUGCUCGCGCUGGUGCUGCUGCUCCUGCUGCUGCUGGUGCUGUGCCUCGUGCUGCUCAAGAGGCGCGCCAAGGAGCGGGGCCGCGAGCGCGACUCGUUCUGACGACGGCUGGGGGCGGGGCUGGGGACCGGUGCACCUGGCGGCCGCCUCCGCCGGUGCCUGCGCCGCCUCCGCCGCCGCCUCCAGCCACCCGCACGGCAACGACGGGCCAGCCUGCCCACGCCGAGCCAGCCCCAGCAGAGCUCCGAGGCCGGCCCCGCGCAUGCUGCCAACACCCUGGGCUCGACGCGGGCCUGGAGGUACAACGUGACGACCGACCAGCUGUGAGCAGCGUGGCCCAGCACCA